AACAAGAUCAGUGCGAACCACCUUUGUUCGAAGCAAAGUGACCUCCUCCUUCCUUCCCCCCGGGGGAAGAGGAAGAGCAGAACUGAGCUCUUUCCUUUGCGAAAGAGGAGGAAGAGAUCUACAACUCCUCUUUAUCCCUCCGACCCGGUCAACCUGUCCCAGGGCAGCUCCCUCCCCAUGAAUAUGUUCUACGCCCUAAUGGUCCCACUGCGGCUCGAUUGUCGGCUUUUCCUCCGAGCGCAUUCGUCCUUCCCCACUUAGCUUCUAACAUGGAGCGCUUCUUCUUGCCCCAAGGAAUGAACGAAGUGCUAGUCGGUUUGGGCAUAUUGCCCAUAGUGCGACCAAAAGGACAACUGAAAACCCCGGCCGCCUGCACUCGGCGCCAAGCUGAUUUCGACGCUGCCUCGGUUGACCGUCUUCUCUCCCUCCUCGAAAAAGAGUCGUUGCUUGCGAACUGGACUUUGUUCGCUCGAGAAACCGCUUUCCAAACCGGAUUGGAGCUAGUUAGCAGUGCUCACUCCCCUGAGGAACAAGAAGCGCUCGAACAAAUCUUGGAAGGAGCUUGGGGUGACCACGUCUGGCUAGGCCCACACCUGGACGUAUACGAAGGCGCCAUCCACCUGUUAUACGCAGCGCUACGACGGAGGGGUCGAUCCUAUGCCAGAGAACCCCGGUUCUUGGCUAUUCAGUGUUGGGAAAACCAGCUAGGACGCCAGAAUUGGCGAACUCAUAUCAACUUGCAUGAUUGGGAUGCGAGCAGGAGCCUCCCCUUGAGACUGGGACCUUCUGUUUCCCCAGCAGUCCGUCUUCAACCCUUUUGCUGGCCGCCGUGGCUUUCCAGUGAAGAAGUCCCUCUCUUGGGUUGCCCUUCAUUCGACCGUGAAUUCAAGUUUCUGUCGGAUUUCCUCAUCAAGGGAUUUUGUGACUCGCCAAACGAUUACACGACCUGGGUGCGACUCGCCGAGUCAUACAGUAAUAGCAAAGGCCGAACGCUCUUUACGGCCUUCGACUCUCCCGGCAGUCAACGAUCAGACGAUCCCACACCUCUCAUGGCAACAUCACGAACCAAUUUCCGCCUGGCCGAGGAUCGUAGAGACCGGACGGAGAGGAACAAUCGCAUCACUUGGGAGAUACAUUGUUCACGCUCCCCGGAGCGGAGAACAGAUUCGAACUGGCGCCAUCCUUCACGGGAGAGGGAAGCCCCCGCCAUCCACCAGACAUCCUCAGGGUAAUCAAUCCAGUCAUCGUGCCCAUGACCCUGGAUGGUAUGCGUGCGAACCCUCCAUUCGCUCGCCGUACUC
Dacryopinax primogenitus is the source of this 1301-nucleotide messenger RNA. RefSeq lists its product as uncharacterized. Bases 270 to 1232 code for a protein of 320 amino acids. NCBI's taxonomy places the organism in Eukaryota, Fungi, Basidiomycota, Dacrymycetes, Dacrymycetales, Dacrymycetaceae. The transcript has a single exon. The record is from RefSeq and is a predicted model, not a curated record.